Molecule: messenger RNA, 4640 nt
Organism: Astyanax mexicanus (Mexican tetra)
Lineage: Eukaryota; Metazoa; Chordata; Actinopteri; Characiformes; Acestrorhamphidae
Gene: thbs2b
Product: thrombospondin 2b
Exons: 21
Coding region: 368-3916 (1182 amino acids)
Biological process (GO): negative regulation of angiogenesis; cell adhesion
Cellular component (GO): extracellular region
Molecular function (GO): calcium ion binding; protein binding
Source: RefSeq, a predicted model, not a curated record
CUCCUCCUCGAGAGCUCGGAGGCGCACUCUGCGAUAAAACCUGAACCCCAGUGUCUUCAGCUGCAGGGAGGAGCGCAGCGGCUGUGCUCUGCGCUCUGAGAGCUACUGAAGAUCAGCACACGACGACAUCGCUUCACAGGAAUGAGUGAUUGACCUUAUCCCUCCUUUUCCUCCCGUUUUCCCUCUGUCUUCACCGCACGCGCCUUUGCGCUUGGAAUCUUUUGGAUCCGCUUUUACGCACGAACUGUCCGCCUUCCCUUGGAGACUUUAUCCCUACGAAGGUGAUUCAUGAGAAGAGCAUCUAUCCACUUGUAACGUCUGUGCGGAUUCUUUUCUUCAGUCCAAGGAGUGCGUCUUCAAUUCAGGAAUGAUGCUUCUCCGAGGAUGCAACUUUGCUCUGGUCCUUUUGUUCAUGUGUGCCUCUGCCGUGGAGCCAGAUGUGCCGGUGGAGGAUGACACCGUGUUUGAUCUAUUUGAGCGCAGUGGAAUCACAAGGAAGACCCCUGGGGUCAAACUUUUCAGAGGUGGUCAGUCUGAUUCUAUGGCAUACCGCUUCAUCCGUUUCGACCUGCUGCCCUCUGUGAACCCGCAGGCCCUGCAGCAGCUUCUGAUGCAGAUCCAGAACAACGAGGGCUUCAUUCUGACGGCAACGCUGCGCCAGGACCGCACGUCCCGGGGCACCAUCAUGGGCCUGGAGGGCCCCGGCGGGCGCAGGCAGAUGGAGGUUGUGUCUGACGGUCGCACGAACACACUGGACCUGGUGUACUGGUGGGCGGACGGCUCACGCAACGUAAUCUCGUUUGAGGAUGUGGACCUGUCAGACUCGCAGUGGAAGAAUGUCACGCUGUCUGUGCACGGAGAGACCAUCACCCUGUACGUGAACUGUAAAAUGAUCGAGAGCUACAUUCUGGACGAGCCUUUCUAUGAGCACCUGAGUGCCUCUGGGGGACGCAUGUAUGUGGCCAAGGGAUCCAGCCGUGAGGUGCACUUUAGGGGCUUGCUGCAGAAUGUGCAGUUUAUUUUUGACACCCCUCUUGAGGACGUGUUGGAGAGUCGGGGCUGUGAGCUAGCAAACCCAGAAAAUGAGAACACUGUGAGUGAGAGUGCUGAGCAAUUGGAGGUUCCUUCCUCCAUCGCCACCAACCUGAUCGGCCAAAACCCGGAACCCCCGGCCACCAGUUCCUCAGAGCUGAUGUGCGAGCGAUCCUGCGAUGAGCUGGCCAGUCUCUUUGAGGAGCUCAAAGGCCUGCGUGUUGUUGUUAGCAACCUCAUUGAUGGUUUGCAGAAAGUGACGGAGGAGAACACCGCGAUGCGGGAGGCCCUCAAUAAGCUGCAGGACCCGGUGGAGCAGAGCAUGUGCUGGCAGGACGGCAGGAUGUUCGAGAAUAAGGAGGACUGGAUUGUGGACAGCUGUACCAAAUGCACGUGCCAGGAAGGGAAAGUGGUGUGCCGUCAGAUCACCUGCCCUCCGGUGGCUUGUGCCAAUCCGUCCUUUAUCGACGGGGAGUGCUGUCCAGUCUGUCUUCCAAUGGACAGUGACGAUGGCUGGUCUCCAUGGUCUGAGUGGACACAGUGUACAGUGACCUGUGGCAGUGGAACUCAGCAGAGAGGCCGAUCGUGUGAUGACUCCAGCAACACAUGCUCUGGUCCUUCCAUCCAGACUCGCAGGUGCAGCCUGGGAAAAUGCGACCGGAGAGUGCGUCAGGACGGUGGCUGGAGUUUAUGGUCUCCGUGGUCGGCGUGCUCUGUGACCUGUGGGGAGGGGGUGAUCACUCGUAUUCGUCACUGCAACUCCCCCAUUCCUCAGCGAGGAGGCAAAGACUGCGAGGGCGAAGGCCGAGAGACGCAGAGCUGCCAGGCUGAGCCGUGCCCGAUUGACGGAGGCUGGGGUCCGUGGUCACCAUGGGCGUCCUGCUCAGCUACGUGUGGUGGUGGACUGAAGAGCCGUGAGAGAGAGUGUAACAGUCCUGUCCCGCAGCACGGGGGGAGGAAGUGUAUGGGAGAUUCUGUUGAGAAUGAAGUCUGCAACAAACUGGAGUGCCCCAUCAAUGGUUGUCUCUCCAACCCAUGCUUUGCUGGAGUGGAGUGCAGCACUGUGUCUGAUGGCUCCUGGGAGUGCGGGCCCUGUCCAUCAGGCUACCGGGGCAACGGAACCUCCUGUGAAGAUGUGAACGAGUGUGACAUGGUGUCAGAUGUGUGUCAUAAGCUGGGUGGGCUGCAGCAGUGUGUGAAUACGGAUCCGGGAUUCCACUGUCUGCCCUGCCCCCCGCGCUACAAAGGCACGCAGCCCUACGGCAUGGGAGUGGAGUCAGCCAAAACCAACAAACAGGUAUGUGAGCCCUACAACCCAUGUAAAGACAACACCCACAGCUGCCACAAGAACGCAGAGUGUAUCUUCCUCAGCCACGUCACAGAGCCCAUGUACAAGUGUGAGUGCCGUAUUGGCUAUGCUGGGGAUGGCAUCAUCUGCGGAGAAGACUUUGAUCUGGACGGGUGGCCCAAUCAGGAUCUGGUGUGUGGUGCCAAUGCCACUUAUCACUGCAAGAAGGAUAACUGCCCAACCCUUCCCAACUCUGGUCAAGAAGACUUUGACAACGACGGACAAGGAGAUGCAUGUGAUAAAGAUGAUGACAAUGAUGAUAUUGUGGAUGAAAGGGACAACUGUCCCCUGAUGUAUAACCCUCGGCAGUACGAUUAUGAUAAGGAUGCGGUGGGCGAUCGAUGUGAUAACUGCCCGUAUGAGCACAACCCUGCUCAGACUGACACGGACAACAAUGGGGAGGGAGAUGCCUGUGCUAUUGACAUGGAUGGAGAUGAGAUUCUGAAUGAGAAAGACAACUGUCCACUAGUUUACAACACUGACCAGAAGGACACAGAUUUGGAUGGUGUUGGGGACCAGUGUGAUAACUGCCCUCUGGUCCACAAUCCUCAGCAGACCGAUGUGGAUAACGACCUGAUUGGAGAUCAGUGUGAUAACAACCAAGACAUAGACGAAGAUGGCCAUCAGAAUAACAUGGAUAACUGCCCCUACAUUGCCAAUGCCAACCAAGCAGACCAUGACAAUGAUGGCAAAGGAGAUGCUUGCGAUCAUGAUGAUGACAAUGAUGGCAUUCCUGAUGACCGGGACAACUGCAGACUGUUUCCCAACGCUGAUCAACUGGACUUGGAUGGCGAUGGUCGUGGUGAUGCCUGUAAGGACGACUUUGACAACGACAGCAUUCCCGACCUGUUUGAUGCCUGCCCAGAGAACAAUGCCAUCAGCGUCACAGACUUUAGAAAAUUUCAGAUGGUGCAUCUGGAUCCUAAGGGAACCAUUCAGAUCGACCCCAACUGGGUGGUCCGGAAUCAGGGCAAGGAGCUGGUACAGACUGCUAACUCUGACCCUGGCAUUGCAGUUGGCUUUGAUGAGUUCAGUUCUGUGGAUUUCAGUGGAACGUUCUACGUGAAUACAGACAGGGAUGAUGACUAUGCAGGCUUUGUGUUUGGCUACCAGUCCAGCCGACGAUUCUACGUAGUGAUGUGGAAACAGAUAACACAGACCUACUGGGAGGACAAGCCAUCGAAGGCCUUUGGUCUCUCUGGAGUAUCACUGAAAGUAGUCAACUCCAGCACGGGUACAGGAGAAAACCUGCGUAAUGCUCUCUGGCACACAGGCAACACCAAAGACCAGGUCCGAACACUUUGGCACGAUCCAAAGAACAUUGGCUGGAAAGACUACACUGCUUACCGCUGGCAUCUGAUCCACAGACCCAAGACUGGCUUCAUCAGGGUUGUGGUGUAUGAAGGAAAGCAGAUCAUGGCAGACUCUGGGCCUGUCUAUGACAAGACAUUUGCCGGUGGUAGACUAGGGUUAUUCGUUUUCUCUCAGGAGCUCGUCUUCUUCUCUGACCUCAAAUAUGAAUGCAGAGACAACUGACUUUGAAGCAUCUCCAACCAUCAAAUGUCUAAAUGUCAGCGGUUUCAGAUGAGUACGAUGCUUUACAAAUGUAACGCAGACUAAAGCACGUACAGGAAGGUCUCGUCCAGCUUCUCUUCACUUUAGCAGUGGAACGCACAGAUUCAUGGGCUUCAUGUGCCUUUGACAGUAGAACUGACUCGGGAUUUUGGUUGUGAUAAGGAGACAAAGUUCAUCACAUUCCCUCAGCUUUGGUGCACAAAUACACUUAAUCAAAUCAAAUUGAGUCCUGCCUUCUUGAAUAUAAACCUAAGGGUUUGAAUAUUAGCAAUUUUUUAUGUAGUCAUGUAGUCUUUUUAUAUUUGUCCUAUUAGUCGUUUUUUCAGAGUAGCUUUGAAACGGUUUCAAAUGUUGAAUGGAGAAGAUGUAUGAUAUUCAGAAUAAUACUAUUUCUACUGUAACUUAUUUGUCUGUUGUGCAAGAUUAUUAAUUAACAGUUUUGUUUUGCUUUUGCCAAUGAUUGUAAAUACUUAUUUAUUUGUUUACACUGACAAACGUUCACAAAUUGAAUUGUAGAAAAGGUGUUUUACAUCUUUAUUCAAAAUGUAUUCAUUGCUAGAAAUCAAGAAGUCUUGAGUUCUGGUACAGACCACCUAAGACGUGUUCAUUAGUUCACCAAUGUUUUUAUUCUUGCGUAGAGAUAAAAUUCAACUUGAUGUGAAAAUAAUUGUUCAAAAAAGAUGUU